AUGUCUAAGCAUGCAAAAGCGAGUGUCAAACCUAGUUCAUCUAAGGGUGGGCCAAAAGGCAAAUCCAAGGGCCCCCCAUUUCGUUUGCUAGAUCAUGAAAACCCUAUGAUUUAUGAAUUCCUCACUUCCAACAAAGAAAAAAUCGAAUCGACAAAAUUCCUUAAUAGAGAAUCUUUUGAAGCUCUUGGAGUGCUCAAAUUAGUUGAGGCACUAUUUGACAACAUUAGGUGGGGUCAAUUCCUUCAUAAUCGUGCAACCACUUACAUUGAACCAACCCUAGAAUUCCUUUCCACAUUCAAGCCUUAUGACAAGUCGAGAGUCGUAACUUUCAAAAUGUUAGGCGGAAAUCGAACAUUUCCAUAUCGGGUUGUGAACGCUCUAAUGGGUACCCCGGUGGACCAUACAUAUUCCCAUCAAGAUCCUUGGUCCGAAGCAUUUAACGAAUACCACUUUUGGCAAAAAAUUACCCACGAACCAUGGUAUUCAUCAUCUUCAUCCAAGGCUUCCUCAAUUAUUCAUCCAUGCUUGCGUCUAGCCUACUGA
Lactuca saligna is the source of this 543-nucleotide messenger RNA. The record is from the annotation of a GenBank genome assembly. Lineage: Eukaryota; Viridiplantae; Streptophyta; Magnoliopsida; Asterales; Asteraceae.